CCUUAUUACAAAGGACCAUUUUGAGAAUUUACUCAUAAAUAAUUUAUGAAUUAUUUAAAACUUAAAAAAUCUUUUAAAUUUCAAAUCAAAUACACAUCUUUAAUUAGAAAAACCAUUUUGGGAAAGCACUUCAUUAUAAAUGAUUAUUUUAAGUAUUAAUUCUAAAUUUAGCAGAGAAAAAAUAACUUUAAUUAAUCCUCAUUUGAGUAACAUUAUUUAUGAAGGAUCAUCUUGGGGAUAAAUCUCAAUUAUAGAGGACCACCUAGGUAGGUGUAGCAGCUCAUCACCUAGUCUACUUUGAUUGUUCCCCUAAAUUUAAUUUCCCAUAUAAGUAUUUUCUCUCCCCAUCUGUGCAAGUAAUUUAACCUUCCUUCCAAAGUAGUCCAUAAAAUUAAGGUCCAUUAUACUAAAUGGGUUCUUACAUGAUCCUGCUGCUGUUAGUUGCCUUGUCGGCGGGCGGCGGCACGGCGGCCGAGACGAGCGACGAUUGCACCACCGUGAUAAUGAGCAUGUCGCCGUGCCUCAACUACAUCACGGGCAACUCUUCGUCUUCGUCCCCAUCUGCUGGCUGUUGCGUGCAGCUGAGCACCGUGGUGCGGAACAACCCCCGGUGCCUGUGCCAGGUCUUGGCCGGCGGCAGUUCCGCGCUCGGACUAAACAUCAACCAGACUCAGGCUCUCGCCCUCCCCGCUUCUUGCAAUGUCCAGACUCCCUCCGUGAACCGUUGUGCUGGCGUUGGCUCCCCUUCUGGAUCUCCACCCGGGACGACAUCAAGUUCUCGAAAUUCAUCCCGUUCAGGGGGAGGAUCGUCGUCUUCAAAGUCUACACCGUCGGGUGCGACGAUGACUUCAAUCAAGUUGACGAGAAGUCCGUUGAUCGUAGCCAUUCCUCUGCUUGCAUCUUAUGUUUCCACAUUCGUGGGAUAGAUAGACGAUUGGUUUAAUUUGUGUAUUUCUAUUCUUUGUGUCUAAUUGCCUCAAUAUGGUUGAGUACCUUUUAGUUGCAGCACUCUUUUUAUUUAUACAACAUUUCUUUUCUUAAUACAGAAACGACGUAUUG
This is a messenger RNA of Cuscuta campestris, 1059 nucleotides long. NCBI's taxonomy places the organism in Eukaryota, Viridiplantae, Streptophyta, Magnoliopsida, Solanales, Convolvulaceae. The record is from the annotation of a GenBank genome assembly.